CGCUACAAACACGAAAAGAACACCUCUCUCUCUCUCUCUCUCAAAUACUAAAAAAAAACCCAACUUUCUUUCUUUCCAUUGCAUGAUAAUAUCUGACUCCACCAUAUACAGGAGAGGGACUACCAAAAGAUCUUCCACCUUUUCUGUACUACUGCACUCUACUUUCCACGACCCACAACCUGUUUUUCAGGCCAUGGAGCCGCUGGAGCACCCAUCACCGAUGAACCACUUAGCUGCAGGCGACGAUCAUCCCAAGCCGACCGAAGAAUUCCAAGCUGCCCAGAAGCUGAUCAUGCGCUGGGACUCAUCGGCAUCGGAGGAGGCGAGGGAGCGAAUGAUAUUCGAAGGCGGCGAUCGUCGUGAGAAAGAGCAGUACCUACGCGCUGUCGAUGAGAUCCGCCGCUCGAUGGAUUCGGUGACUGUAACGGACAGUGAUCCAGCCAACGCGAUCCAGAUCGCCAUGGCCCGCCUUGAGGAUGAAUUCCGCAACAUUUUGAUUAAUCACAGCAAUCCAGUCGAGUCCGACGCGCUCGUCGAUCCGAAUUCAUCUGUUUCGUCGAGCGUUCGGUCUGAAAACGCCACGGAAUUAGACGAUGACGAUGACGAUGACUACCACGACGAUGGCGAUGUUGGGGUCCACAAGGACGAAGAAGAGCAGGAAGGCUGUGGGAACAGCGCCAGCUACAGAUCGGCGACUAGCUUCCGUGAGAUCGAUAUGAUCCCAUCAGAUGCGAUCUUCGAUCUGCACUGCAUCGCUGAGAGGAUGAUCGCCGCCGGGUACUUGCGCGAGUGCAUCCAAGUAUACGGAAGCGUCCGUAAAUCGAUCGUCGAUGCUAGUUUGCGCCAGCUGGGAAUCGAGAAGCUGAGCAUCGGCGAUGUCCAGCGGCUGGAGUGGGACGCGUUGGAGACGAAGAUCAGGAGGUGGAUUCGAGCGGCGAAGGUCUGUGUCAGGAUCCUCUUUGCCAGCGAGAAGCGGCUCUGCGAGCGGAUAUUCGAUGGCCUGAGCUCAGACGCCGACGACGCUUGCUUCAUGGAGACGGUGAAAGGGGCUGCUAUCCAGCUCUUCAAUUUUGCUGAGGCAAUCAGUAUCAGUCGCCGGUCACCGGAGAAGCUCUUCAAGAUACUCGAUCUCCAUGAUGCUCUGUCCGAUCUCCUACCGGACAUCGAGGCCGUGUUCCGGUCAGCUGAAUCCGUCCGCAUCCAGGCUUCUGAGAUCCUCUCCCGCCUCGCCGAGGCGGCCCGGGGGGUCCUCUCUGAGUUCGAGAAUGCGGUGCAACGUGAGCCGUCGAAGAUUCCGGUCCCCGGCGGGACCAUCCACCCACUGACUCGAUACGUGAUGAAUUACAUCAGUCUCAUAUCUGAUUACAAGCAGACCUUGAUUGAGCUGAUCAUCGCAAGGCCGUCAUCUGGCCCACGGUUCUCCGGCGAUCCGGCGCCUGAUAUGGAUAUCCCCGAAUCAGAGGACCGAUCUCCACUCGCCCACCACAUGAUCUGGAUCAUCAUAGUCCUACAAUUCAAUCUGGAUGGGAAGUCAAAACUCUACAAGGACACCGCUCUGUCCCACCUCUUCCUGAUGAACAAUGUGCAUUACAUAGUCCAGAAGGCGAAGGGGUCAGCUGAGCUACGCGAGCUGAUCGGCGACAGCUACCUGAAGAAGCUCACGGGGAAGUUCCGGCAAUCGGCGACCAGCUAUCAAAGAGCGACGUGGGUCCGGAUCCUGUACUGCCUGCGGGAUGAAGGAAUUCACGUGAGUGGCGGAUUCUCAUCUGGGGUGUCGAAGACGGCAUUGAGGGAGCGGUUCAAGACCUUCAAUUCUGCAUUCGAAGAUGCCCACCGGGUCCAGACGACAUGGUUCGUGCCAGACCCGCAGCUGAGGGAGGAGCUAAGGAUAUCAAUUGCAGAGAAGCUGCUGCCAGCCUACCGGUCAUUCCUAGGCCGGUUCCGGCACCACCUAGAGAGCGGUCGGCAUUCUGAAAUGUACAUCAAGUACUCCGUGGAGGAUCUUGAAUCCGCUCUGUUGGAUUUCUUCGAAGGAUGCGCUGUUUCGGUACACAUAAGGCGGAAAUCCCAUUGAAGGAAUGAUAUUGUAGUGUUCGAGUGUUAGGGAGAGUAGGCAAUAUUCUUUGAAUUUUUGAGGGAGUAUUCAGGUGAUGGGCGCCGGCAGCGAUCGGGUUUUGGGUUUUCGACCUCAUCUUCUUCAAGUGCCUGAUUGGAGAAUGAUAGAACGAUUGGUGGAGCUGGGUGGAGCUGCAGAGUCGGCAGGGGCCGUGCUUGUGUACUUCUGUCCUCGAAAUCUGGAAGCUUUUCAAAAAAAAACAAACAAACAAACAAACAGAUCAGUUACUAUGUAGCGCAGGCAUUGAAGACAAGCACAAUAAGCUUGGGCAUUGAACACAAACACAAUAUGGUCAUCAAGAACACCAGAGCAAAGAAAAUGAGGAAAUUUUCGUUUGGGUCUUUCGAAUUCCUUGUCAAUGUUCGCUGAACGUGCUGUGCCGAAUUUGCAUUAGAUAUAGUGAUUGUAAGACUAUGGAAUGUCGAAAUUCCUCCUACACAUUUCCCAAACUACCAUCAUUGCCUAGUGCUGGUUUUAGCUGAUGUUAGAUUCUAUGAUACCUAGAUAUGGAUAUGAUUCAAUGGGUUACAGCCUUUUCUUGUGAAUCCUGACAAUCCUGACAUUGCAAGGUGGAAUGAGAGAACAGGAUUCAUGUAGCCAACUCAAGUAGUCGGGACACAGCUUAGAUGAUGAUGAUGAUGAACAGGUCAUCGUACAGAUAAGUGGUCCACUAAUGGGCGGUCCAUGGGCCAUAGGAGGUAGACAUAUCAACUACCUGCUACCAAUCAGUAUACUAAUCGCUUGCAAACCAACAAGCAUCAUCUCACCACUCUCUAAUGCAUGUAUACACAACCACUGAACUUUAAGAAGCAUGCAGUGUAAGCUAUGAACUUUAUAGAUAUCAAGACAAUUGUAUUUCAAUCACACAACAUCAGAUUAGGGAAUUCAAAUGAAGGUAUUCAUAUGAAUGAACAGAGAUCCCAUUGGAAAAUAAAAAUAAAAAAAAUCAACUUCCCCCUCCA
Messenger RNA from Magnolia sinica, 3078 nucleotides. Its product is annotated as exocyst complex component EXO70A1-like. Gene Ontology annotation, biological process: exocytosis. The transcript has 3 exons. The record is from RefSeq and is a predicted model, not a curated record. Gene Ontology annotation, cellular component: exocyst. Gene Ontology annotation, molecular function: phosphatidylinositol-4,5-bisphosphate binding. The coding region runs from base 83 to 2074 and encodes 663 amino acids. Lineage: Eukaryota; Viridiplantae; Streptophyta; Magnoliopsida; Magnoliales; Magnoliaceae.